Molecule: messenger RNA, 522 nt
Organism: Letharia lupina
Lineage: Eukaryota; Fungi; Ascomycota; Lecanoromycetes; Lecanorales; Parmeliaceae
Exons: 2
Coding region: 1-522 (173 amino acids)
Source: RefSeq, a predicted model, not a curated record
AUGACCGCCUCAAUACCCCGAUCUUCCCCCCCGCCCUACUCCCCACCCCAACCCCCGUCCCCACCGCCCGUCCCCCCCAGCGCAUCCCUCACCAUCCGGCUCGCCCUGCGCAUGCACGACUGCCGCCGCGGCGGCGCCGGCACCGGCGACGACGGCCACGAAUAUCUCAACAGAGAACUCGGCACGGAUUUCUACCUGGACAGCUUCUUCGCCGACAAGCGCCGUUUCCCCCCGGAGCAGCCGCGGGACGGCGCGGGCAGGCAUCUGCUCGAGCAAUUCCAGGCCCUGAUGUGUAAACACCCGCGGUGGCGGAGGGAGGAGUGCGACGCUUGGCUGCGGGAUUAUUGGUGGGUGAAGGGGCUGUUGGAUCGGGAGGCGAAGAGGAUCGCGGAGGAGGCGGUCGCGGUUGCGGAUGAAGAGGGGAGGGAAACUGGCGGGGGCGAGGCUCCCGAUGGUGGGGACCCGCCUUCUGGACCGUUGGGACGGACACGUCCGGUGGACCGUCCGUCCUGGAAGGUCUAG